AUGACCGCCCUCAAGUCCUCCACCUGCUGCGCCAAGGGCAACGUCGAGUGCGCCUGUGCCAAGCAGGCGACGUGCUCCUGCGGCAAGCAGUCGGCUCUCCACUGCACCUGCGACAAGGCGUCGGCCGAGAACAAGGUCGAGGGCCCCCGCUGCUCAUGCCGUGCUCGGCCAGCCGGCGAGUGCACCUGCGACCGCGCCGCGACGGAGAACACAAAGCCGACCGGCUCAACGUGUCAGUGCGGCGCACGUCCCGUCGACGGCUGCACGUGCGAAAAGGCCAGUGAUGGUGGUUACAACCCCGCCAACGAGACUGAUUUUACGACAAAGAAAUGA
Drechmeria coniospora is the source of this 333-nucleotide messenger RNA. RefSeq lists its product as uncharacterized. NCBI's taxonomy places the organism in Eukaryota, Fungi, Ascomycota, Sordariomycetes, Hypocreales, Ophiocordycipitaceae. The coding region runs from base 1 to 333 and encodes 110 amino acids. The transcript has 3 exons. The record is from RefSeq and is a predicted model, not a curated record.